Seminavis robusta is the source of this 1038-nucleotide messenger RNA. NCBI's taxonomy places the organism in Eukaryota, Bacillariophyta, Bacillariophyceae, Naviculales, Naviculaceae. The record is from the annotation of a GenBank genome assembly.
AUGUCUGUUCCAGAAUGCGAAAUGACGCCCCUGGCGUUUCCACCGCGAAAGCUUGUCCAGAUGGCUGGCUUGUCAGACUAUCGCACCUGCUGGAUGGAAAGCUCUCUGGAUGCAUUUCUCGAUUCUUCCACGGACGAGAUGCUGCGCCAAUUUACGCUGGCGUGUCAGUCUCAGUCCUUUGCCGAGCGAUGUGCUUUCUUGGGAUACCCCGAAGUCAUUUUCCAUCCCAAUCAUUACUGGAAAAGGAAUGCAAUGCGGCGUGGGAGUGGAUUCCACAAGUUUUCCAGUGCGUUGGACGAGGCAAAGAAAGGGAACCAGAAGCAGCGACUGGGCUUGGUCUUUCAUGGUACACCCACAGACAACAUUGCUUCCAUUCUCCAAGACGGAUUGGAUGAGAAUCGCCGGAUGGGACAGCACUACGGACCAGGUGAAUACUUUGCGAGACUCCCUGGACAUGCCGAGCACUACACGCGAGGAGGCUUGGAAAUUAUGGUCUUUGUCGUCAUACUGCCUCCUGUCAAGACACCGGAAGAAGAGGAGGAAGAAGAUGGAAAGAAGAGGAGGAAAUGUCCCAGCGACUACGUGGUUAUAGAAAACAACAAUCAUCACAUUGCCAUUGGAACCCUCCAGUUUCAAAGUGCCAAAGCCGUGGUUUCGAGACCCUCUUUGAGUCGAGGGUACCACAAAAGGCGCUGUGCAGGACUGAACAAACAGAUUGAACAAACAGAGCCAGGAAGAAAACGAGAACGAUGCUGCAAGGGAACCAUCAUUCAAGAACUUUUGAUUGAUUCUCCCGUUGUCGCCGCCACACUCUACAAGAAGUGGAGGGAUCCAAUGGGACUCGAGGAAGCGAUGAAUCGCCGUCAACGAACGUUGAGUGCGGCUGCCGAACCAAACCCAGAGCAAUUGGAGCAUUUACGGUGUCCGCCUGGUAUCCUCCACACUCCGCCUAACUCUCAGCCCCAACCCAUUGCCACGUACAUCACAAGCGCCGGUCAACGAGCUUUUCGGGUUUCUUCCUCCCAUGGCAUUGCCUAA